Messenger RNA from Camponotus floridanus (Florida carpenter ant), 1704 nucleotides. RefSeq lists its product as uncharacterized. The record is from RefSeq and is a predicted model, not a curated record. The transcript is spliced from 3 exons. Bases 1 to 1704 code for a protein of 567 amino acids. NCBI's taxonomy places the organism in Eukaryota, Metazoa, Arthropoda, Insecta, Hymenoptera, Formicidae.
AUGAACGAUAAGGAGAACGUCAAGAAAACUCAGAGAUCUAUCAUGCUCCAACUCAAUGGUAAAUUGGAUUCUAUGGUGGAAAGAAUUAAAGAUCUUUUGGAUCUUGGUGAAAAGUUCAGUCUGCCUUUCACAGCAUCGCAAACGCACAAAAUAGUUCACGAAUUUAUUAAAAACGUGGAAAAAAAUCUCUGUAAUGUGCAUCCCGAUACGGCCAUGGAUGUUCGUAACCAUUCCAUACAGAUUAUGGAAAAAUUUCUCAGCUCGAGUUCGGCUCCUUCGGAUUUAGAUAAAGUAAUUCUGAAUAAGAUUACCAUAACAAAAAAAUUUUUGGCUGACCAUCCAAACUUACUUUUCACGAAAGCCGACAAGGGCAAUGUUACAGUCUGUCUUGACCAAUCUCAGUAUAAAAAUAAAAUGCUGGAAUUAUUACAUGAUUCGAAUACAUACCAAAUUAUCAAUAAGAAUCCGUUAAAUAGUCUAAACAAUAAUUUAAAAACUUUACUGAAGGAAUGGAGUGAUAAAAAUUACAUAACUAAGAUCAAAGCUAAGUCUCUCAGAAUUAAUACUGAGACUCUUCCACGAGCAUAUGGAUUGCCGAAAAUACAUAAACUGAAUUUUCCUCUCAGAAUCAUCGUCUCUUCCAUCGGCAGCCCUUUACAUUCCUUUGCCUUAUUUUUACAUAAUCUCAUUUACAAUAAUAUUCCCAAUCCUCCUAGCCAUGUCACAAAUAGCUUACACCUUGUUAAACAAUUACAGAAUCUACCUUUUGACGAGAAUUUAAGCCUUUUCUCACUAGACGUGGUUUCUCUGUUCACGAACAUCCCCCUAGAUCUAGCGGUGGGCGGGCUAGCGAGAAGAUGGCAUUGUAUUAAGAAAGGUUGUUCUCUCCCCUUUCAGGAGUUCAUUAGAGGCAUUAAAUUAGUCAUGAAUUCCACCUUUUUCACUUUUGACAAUAUUUUUUACAAACAAACUUUCGGCACACCAAUGGGCUCCCCUCUGUCCCCGAUCUUGGCAGACAUUGUCAUGAGCGAUUUGGAAGAAAAAGCUCUUAAAUUGUUACCAUUCAGUAUUCCAUUCUACUAUCGAUAUGUGGAUGAUAUUGUCUCAGCUGCUCCUCCCGCACUCAUUACUGACAUCCAAAAGAUCUUUAAUUCUUUCCACCAUAGAAUCCAAUUUACCAUUGAGUUGGAGCAUGAUAGAUCUCUGAGUUUUCUUGACGUUCUCCUUAUCGUUCAUGACAAUCGAAUUAUGACUGACUGGUACAGAAAACCUACUUUCUCAGGAUGUUUUUUAAAUUUCAACUCACACCAUCCCAUUGCUCAUAAAAAAGUGCAUAAGGACUCUUUAUCUAAGGAGUUUAAAUCUAACGUGGUUUACAAAAUUGAUUGUCUUGAUUGUGAUGCCUCUUACGUUGGACAAACCAAGAGACAACUGAGAAUACGCAUCAAAGAACAUCAAUCGAACAUUGACAAUCCCUCGGCUAAUUUAACUGUAGUGUCUGAACACAGAUUAUUUGGGCAUGAAUUUGACUGGCAGAAUGUCUCUAUAUUGGAUAAUGAGCCACAUUAUAUUAAGAGACUAAUUUCAGAAACAUUACAUAUUAAAGAACAAGCCCACAGUAUUAACGUUAAGGACGACAUCGAUAAAUUGAAUAAAUCUUACUUUCCCAUCCUUAAAAGAAUCAAUGCUUUUUCCCUUUCAUAA